Molecule: messenger RNA, 1002 nt
Organism: Nicotiana attenuata
Lineage: Eukaryota; Viridiplantae; Streptophyta; Magnoliopsida; Solanales; Solanaceae
Exons: 1
Coding region: 1-1002 (333 amino acids)
Source: RefSeq, a predicted model, not a curated record
AUGGAAGACAUCUUUAAGGUAAAACAAGGAAACACAAAAUUACUCAGAGAGUUUGUGGAUAGAUUCCAACGGGAGAGGAUGAUAUUACCACGAGUACCUGGCAAUUGGGCAGCCAUGGCAUUCGCGGGAAAUCUAAACGAGAAAAGUUCAGAAGCCAUGAGGAGACUGAAGGAAAGUUUGCGAGAAUUUCCACCAACAACUUGGAAUGACGUAUACAAUAGAUACAACACGAAGCUACAGAUAGAAGAAAACAUGGUUGUACAACCAAUGGUUGAUGAAAGAGCAGGGUCGAGACACUCAGAAUCAGAAAAAAAGACCAGGAAAAAUAGGUACGAGCCUUACACGGGUCUUGCAGGUCAAGAUUCUCGGUCUAAACAAGAAAACUCACGAUCUGAAUCAAGAUCAAGGAAAAAAGAUGCGGGUUCUUCAUCUAGAUUCAGAAAGGAACUGGAUACACGAGGCAACGACUCCAAUAAACAUGCGAGGGUCGGUGAUUACAGUUUUAAUGUCAGCACCUCCGAGUUAGUGGCUGUUUUAAAAGGUAUGGGAGAUAAGGUGAGAUGGCCUAAAGAGAUGAGAUCAGACCCGAGCAAAAGAAAUCUAGAUUUUUGGUGUGAAUUUCACAACGAUCAUGGCCAUAGAAUAACAGAUUGUAGGUUACUACAGGAGGAAGUCGAGCACUUGUUGAAACAAGGUUAUCUAACUGACCUGUUCAGUGAAAAAGGCACACAAUCGUGUAUGAAGAAUAGACAAGAACCCCCGAAACCCCUAUCUCUAAAAAGAACAUUCAAUGUAAUAACUGGGGGAGACGAGGUCAAUAGUUUGACGUAUACAGCUGCAAAAAAGACGUCAAAAGUCACAAUCACUCAUGGGAAGCGAGUUCGCCAAAUCUUGGACGGAGACAAUAUAACAUUUGAUGAUGAAUAUGCAGACGACUUGAUGAUUCCUCACAAUGACGCACAGAUAAUAUCUCUACUUGUACACGAUACUAACGUAAAGUAG